AUGCCAGUUUACCACCUUCUUUUUGUGUGUGUUUCUUUUUCUCUUUCAGUGCCACCUUGGGCCUUAAUAGCCAUAGCCAUAGUUGCAGUCCUAUUAAUCCUUACCUGCUGCUUUUGUCUCUGUAAGAAAUGCUUGUUCAAAAAGAAGAACAAGAAGAAGGGAAAGGAGAAGGGAGGGAAGAAUGCUAUUAACAUGAAAGAUGUUAAAGAUUUAGGGAAAACCAUGAAAGACCAGGCUCUUAAGGAUGAUGAUGCAGAGACUGGGCUGACUGAUGGGGAAGAGAAAGAAGAACCCAAAGAAGUGGAAAAACUAGGGAAAAUCCAGUAUUCUUUGGAUUAUGACUUCCAGAACAAUCAGCUUCUGGUUGGGAUUAUUCAAGCAGCUGAGCUGCCUGCAUUAGAUAUGGGUGGUACAUCUGAUCCCUAUGUGAAAGUUUUCCUGCUGCCUGAUAAGAAGAAGAAAUAUGAGACAAAAGUCCACAGAAAGACCCUUAACCCUGUUUUCAAUGAGCAAUUUACAUUCAAGGUGCCAUACUCCGAGCUGGGUGGAAAAACUUUAGUGAUGGCAGUUUAUGACUUUGAUCGUUUCUCCAAACAUGAUAUCAUUGGGGAAUAUAAGGUUGCGAUGAAUACAGUGGACUUUGGUCACGUCACUGAGGAGUGGAGGGAUUUGCAAAGUGCAGAGAAGGAAGAGCAAGAAAAACUGGGUGAUAUCUGCUUCUCCCUCCGUUAUGUCCCUACUGCUGGCAAACUGACUGUCGUCAUUCUGGAGGCAAAGAACCUGAAGAAGAUGGAUGUCGGUGGACUAUCAGAUCCCUAUGUGAAGAUCCAUCUGAUGCAGAAUGGUAAGAGGCUGAAGAAGAAAAAGACUACAAUUAAAAAGAACACUCUGAAUCCCUACUACAAUGAGUCUUUCAGCUUUGAAGUACCAUUUGAGCAAAUUCAGAAAGUGCAAAUUGUUGUGACUGUUUUGGACUAUGACAAGAUUGGCAAGAACGAUGCCAUCGGGAAAGUCUUUGUGGGCUACAACAGCACCGGAGCGGAGCUGCGGCAUUGGUCAGACAUGCUGGCCAACCCCCGGCGGCCCAUUGCACAGUGGCACACCUUACAGCCCGAGGAGGAGGUAGAUGCCAUGCUGGCAGUCAAGAAGUAAAUUCAAUUCAAUUAGAUGAGGAAGAAGAAAAAGAAGAAGAAGCCUUUCUGAAUUUGCCCACAUAGUGCUCUUUAGCCAGUAUCUGUAAAUACCUCAGUAAUAUGGGUCCUUUCAUUUCCAGCCAUGUGUUACUCACACAGAUCAGCUGUACUUUUAAAUUCCUGUUUUAAUUUGCACAAAUUUAAAUGUAGAGAGCCCUCUAAAGGCGUUUCAUUUCACCACUGCCCCCCAGAUCUACUCUUCUUUUAAGCAAUAUGAUGUGUAGAUAGAGCAUGACAGAAAUUAUUUAUUGUAUCACACAGUUGUAUAUAUACACCAGUAUGCUGAGAAUUUAUUUCUAGUUUGUGUAUUUGUAUGUUGUAAGCGUUUCCUAAUCUGUGUAUAUCUAGAUGUUUUUAAUAAGAUGUUCUAUUUUAAAUUAUGUAAAUUGACUGAGAUAUAGGAGAGCUGAUAAUAUAUUAUAGGGUAACUAUUGUAUCGUCUGCAUUCCAGAAAAAAAAAAUCCAACUUGUAAGGCACUAGUAGUGUUACACUGACAUCUUAAAGGACAACUUAAAUCUGAGCUUUCCACUGGACCAUCUUAAUAACGCGCUACGCGUCCGCAGUGAAUCUUGGAGGGGUAAAAACAACUGGGUAGACUUCUUUCAUGGGCAACUUAGCAUGAUCUGAGCAGCUCCAUGGCUGACCUCAAGGAGACGUAGCCAGAAGCCAGGAUAUAAUUUUCUUGUAUAUAUUCCAAAGCAAACAACGUAACAGACUGAAAUGGCUUUAGAUUGAAAGUUGAGGAAGCAGUUCCAUAGGAGGCAACGAUUUCAUCUAACCUACGAAGACCACUGCAGAGGUUGUGCAGGGAGGGGAGGAAGGGCGGGGGGAGACGCAGCAGCAGCAGCUAAACGCUGCUGUGAAAACAAGAGUAGCUCUCCGUUAUCACCUUUAUACAAAAUUUGCAUACUGUGAAUUCCAUCCACGAUUUCACAUUAUAAUGAGUUUGCACAUUAGACUUUGUAACAAAAUAUUUUAUUAUACUAACUCAGAUUAGAAGGAAUGCAGAAUAUUUUUUAGACACAGCCGUGUGAGUUUAUUAUACAAAAUAGUUUCAUGGUAAACAGACAGUAUUGUAAUCCCAUCAGAAGAUGACAAAAUUUAGCCAUAGUUCUAAAUGCACUUCAAAGUAAGCCAAAAGAGAACAGCUAGUGACCUUUUAUAUACUAUUUAUACUUAAGUUUUAAUUUGUCCUUU
Eurypyga helias (sunbittern) is the source of this 2391-nucleotide messenger RNA. RefSeq names its product synaptotagmin I (gene SYT1). Gene Ontology annotation, molecular function: phosphatidylserine binding; syntaxin binding; clathrin binding. The coding region runs from base 1 to 1152 and encodes 383 amino acids. The record is from RefSeq and is a predicted model, not a curated record. The transcript has 8 exons. Gene Ontology annotation, biological process: regulation of calcium ion-dependent exocytosis; calcium ion-regulated exocytosis of neurotransmitter; regulation of dopamine secretion. Gene Ontology annotation, cellular component: axon; dense core granule; synaptic vesicle membrane. NCBI's taxonomy places the organism in Eukaryota, Metazoa, Chordata, Aves, Eurypygiformes, Eurypygidae.